This is a messenger RNA of Toxotes jaculatrix (banded archerfish), 1309 nucleotides long. RefSeq names its product ISL LIM homeobox 1a (gene isl1a). The transcript is spliced from 6 exons. Gene Ontology annotation, cellular component: nucleus. Lineage: Eukaryota; Metazoa; Chordata; Actinopteri; Toxotidae. Gene Ontology annotation, biological process: positive regulation of transcription by RNA polymerase II; neuron fate specification; axonogenesis. Gene Ontology annotation, molecular function: DNA-binding transcription factor activity, RNA polymerase II-specific; cis-regulatory region sequence-specific DNA binding. The record is from RefSeq and is a predicted model, not a curated record. The coding region runs from base 115 to 1197 and encodes 360 amino acids.
CCGGACAGCACAGCCCCUGGCCCCGGCAGCCCCGGCAGCGGAGGAACACAUCCAGGCUUCCAGGCGCCGCAGCCCGCUGUGACAGUGGACCUAACAUCGCCUUACUUUGUGGACAUGGGAGACAUGGGGGAUCCGCCGAAAAAGAAACGGCUGGUGUCUCUGUGCGUGGGCUGCGGGAACCAGAUCCACGACCAGUACAUCCUCCGGGUCUCCCCGGACCUGGAGUGGCACGCCGCCUGUCUCAAAUGCGCCGAGUGCAGCCAAUACCUGGACGAAUCCUGCACGUGUUUUGUUCGGGACGGAAAGACUUACUGUAAACGGGACUACAUCAGGUUAUACGGAAUUAAAUGCGCCAAAUGCAACAUCGGCUUCAGUAAGAACGACUUCGUGAUGAGGGCCCGCUCCAAGGUCUACCACAUCGAGUGUUUCCGCUGCGUGGCCUGCAGCCGGCAGCUCAUCCCGGGAGACGAGUUCGCUCUGCGGGAGGACGGGCUCUUCUGCCGCGCGGACCACGACGUGGUGGAGCGGGCCAGCCUGGGCCCCGGAGACCCGCUCAGUCCGCUGCACCCCGCCAGACCGCUGCAGAUGGCAGCAGAACCAAUCUCGGCCCGGCAGCCUGCGCUGCGGCCUCACGUCCACAAACAGCCGGAGAAGACCACCCGGGUCCGGACGGUGUUAAACGAGAAGCAGCUGCACACGCUGCGGACUUGCUACAACGCCAACCCGAGGCCCGAUGCACUAAUGAAGGAGCAGCUGGUGGAGAUGACCGGCCUCAGCCCGCGAGUGAUCCGGGUCUGGUUCCAGAACAAGCGGUGCAAGGACAAGAAGAGGAGCCUGCUGAUGAAGCAGCUGCAGCAGCAGCAGCCCAAUGACAAGACGAACAUCCAGGGAAUGACGGGCACCCCGAUGGUGGCAGCCAGUCCGGAGCGGCACGACGGCGGCAUCCAGGCCAACCCAGUGGAGGUGCAGAGCUACCAGCCACCCUGGAAGGUCCUCAGUGACUUCGCCCUGCAAAGCGACAUCGACCAGCCGGCCUUCCAACAACUGAUGUUUCUGACCGCUGCUCCAUGUGUCCCGCAGGUCAGUUUCUCGGAGGGAGGACCGGGUUCGAACUCGACGGGCAGCGAAGUAGCGUCCAUGUCGUCCCAGCUUCCAGACACGCCAAACAGCAUGGUGUCCAGUCCCAUCGAGGCCUGAGCAGACGCGGCAUGGACGGACUGAACUGAACACACGGCUCUCGUUCAUCCCAUCCCUCCCGACUGCACCAAAACAACCCCCCCUGGUUGUAUUUUGACACUGUGAAGACAAU